AUGUCUGAUGUCCGACGCUGGGGUUCUGCGUCGUCUCUGCUGGCAUACAGCACUGACCUUCGAAAGGAUUACAAGAAGAUUUUUGGCGAGGACCACAAGCCCGCCGUCGAGGCUGUCGAAGCUACCGAGGCCGAGCCAGACGUCCAGGACGUCGAGGUGACAGAGCCAAAGGCAGUCGCUGCCAGCGCAGUGCCCACAGACCCGACUGUGGUGCGCCGCUUUCCUGCUGGCAGCAAAGUGGUCAUCAAGGGGCUCACAGGCGGAUGUGCCGGAAGCAACUACCGUAAGUAA
Molecule: messenger RNA, 291 nt
Organism: Symbiodinium natans
Lineage: Eukaryota; Dinophyceae; Suessiales; Symbiodiniaceae
Source: the annotation of a GenBank genome assembly